GAGCGACCGGCCGAGGGUCCAAAAUAAACACCGUCACGUGUGUCCUGCUGGAGUAACGUGAAGUCCUGUGAAAGUGGAGGGUCUCGGUCCAAAAUGUCUUCUGAUCCUGUGGUGGAGCUCGGUUUUCUGGAGAAUAAGACCCCCGCUUGGAAGCUACGGUCCAAGUUUUUCCCAAGCAAGGUUGGAGGUUAUCCAGCAUGGUUAGCCCUAAAGGACCUGCCAAAUGGGCAACAGCUGACCUGCCGCAACUGCAGUAAACCAGUUGCAUUCCUGUGUCAGCUGUAUGCACCAUUUCAUGACAAGGAGGAAUGCUUUCACAGGACCGUGUUUGUGUUCAUCUGUCGGGAUGCAGAUUGCAGUAAAGAAAAUAAUGCUUCGAACAUUCGAGUUUUUAGAUCACAGUUACAGAGGAAUAAUGAAUUUUAUCCCCCAGACCCAGCAAAAGAUGCUGAACCUGGCUCAGAAAGUCCGGGAGCUGCAGAUUUCAACAAUCUCUGCAGAGUUUGUGGUGGAUGUGGGCCAAAGGUGUGUGGAGGCUGCAAAGUUGCCCGUUAUUGUUCCAAAGACCAUCAAGCUCUAGAUUGGAAAGCUGGCCAUAGGGAAGAGUGUAAGAACCCAGAAACUGUAAGCAAGGUGUCGUGUAAGGGGAAUGCCAAAUUUCUUUUCCCCGAGUAUGAAAUUGACAUGGAACCAGAGGAACUUGACGAGAGGAGGGAGAAGACGGAAGAAGAAGUAAUGCAAGAGUAUGAAACUUUAUUAAGGUCUGGCAGAGUAACAAGAGACCUAGAUGAUGAUGUUGAAAAGAAUGAGGAUGACCUUAUUAAGAUGGCCACAAAGGAAACUGACAAGCAGUUCCAGAAAUUCCGCACACGCAUCAAGGAAUAUUCCGACCAGGUUAUACGUUACGACCGUGGAGGAGAGCCUCUGUGGGUGUCGUUGGAAAACAAACCCCAGGAUAUUCCCCCUUGCCCAGCUUGUGGGGAGGCAAGAGAAUUUGAGUUUCAGAUUAUGCCACAGUUACUGGUGCAUCUGAAGGUUGACAGUCCUGGCCAGAGUAUUGACUGGGGAACAGUGGUUGUUUACUCUUGCAAGAACAGCUGUAGUCAGGAUAAAUAUUAUAUAGAGGAAGUUGCAUAUAAGCAAGAUUAUGCACCAAUAUCACAAGUAAUGAAGAAUCAUCCAGAAGUCAACAUGUAUUAGCUAUGUUUUGCCUUGUCUUGUGUAUGAUUGUCAUGUGUGUAUCUUGUGACUGUAUUAGCAGCAAAUGUGUAAAAUGAGUUUAACAUUAUGCAUUUGUACUUCACAAUAGUUAAAAAGGUGAAUAAAAAUUAAGAAAAUG
Penaeus chinensis is the source of this 1339-nucleotide messenger RNA. It is a transcript of the gene Zfrp8, whose product is annotated as programmed cell death protein 2-like. Bases 94 to 1200 code for a protein of 368 amino acids. The record is from RefSeq and is a predicted model, not a curated record. The transcript has 9 exons. Gene Ontology annotation, cellular component: cytoplasm; nucleus. Lineage: Eukaryota; Metazoa; Arthropoda; Malacostraca; Decapoda; Penaeidae.